GAUAAAAAAGGUAUAGAAUUUGUGGUGAUUAUGGACGGUCAGGCAACUAAUAUUUCAACUCAGGUAAUCAGUCGACAAACAAGCCUGAAGAGUUGCGAACAAAGUCUUCCGGCUCGGCAUGUCCAAAGUCGGAACUUUGUACGAAUGAAACUCCUCGAUUACUAUACUGCGGAGUCUCUGAUCUUUCUCUUGAAAAACCCAAGAGAUUUCUUCGUUGCUUUUCAUUAUCUUUUUUCCUGUCAAUUCUUGUAAGCUAUGGCUGGGAAAGGCGAGGGUCCGGCGAUUGGGAUCGAUUUGGGAACAUGCUACUCCUGCGUGGCAGUUUGGAAACAUAAUCGGGUGGAGAUCAUACCCAAUGAUCUGGGGAACCGAAAAACACCAUCUUGUGUAGCUUUCAAUGAGACUCACCGUUUGAUCGGUGAUGCGGCCAUGGGCCAGACAGCCAUGAAUCCAACCAACACUGUUUUUGACUCUAAACGUUUGAUUGGAAGGCGAUUCAAUGAUGCCUCAGUGCAACAUGACAUGAAAUUGUGGCCAUUCAAGAUGAAUGCUGACCCUGAUAAUGGGAGGCCCAUUAUUGUUGUUACCUACAAGUACGAGGAAAAGCAGUUUCUGGCUGAAGAAAUCUCUUCAAUGAUUCUCAUAAAGAUGAAAGAGAUUGCAGAGGCUUAUUGUGGUUCAAAGAUCAAGAGUGCUGUUAUCUCUGUCCCUGCUUGUUUCAAUCACUCACAACGUCAAGCCACAAUGGAUGCUGGUGUCAUUGCUGGCCUAAAUGUGACGUGUAUUAUCAACGAUCCAAUUGCUGCUGCUUUAGCAUAUUGGCUUGAAAAGGAGUGUGGUACUGGUGAGAAGAAUGUGCUCAUCUUUGAUCUUGGUGGUGGCACGUUGGAUGUCUCGCUUCUCACCAUUGAAGAGGGUAUCUUUGAAGUGAAAGCUACAGCUGGUGAUACCCACUUGGGGGGUGAAGAUUUUGACCAUAGAAUGGUGAAUCAUUUCGUUCAAGAGUUCAACGCAAAGCAUAAGAAGAAUAUUACUGGAGUUAAGGCUCUUAGGAAGUUGUCGACUGCUUGUGAAAGGGCUAAGAGGAUUCUGUCAUCUAUUACAAGAACACCGAUCGAGAUUGAUUCUUUGUAUGAGGGUAUUGACUUCUACUCAAACAUCACUCGAGCCAGUUUUGUGGAGCUUAACAAGGACUUAUUCUCCAAGUGUAUAGAGCUUGUUGAGAAGUGUUUGAAAGAUGCUAAGAUGGAUAAGAACAGUGUCCAUGAUGUGGUUCUGGUUGGAGGGUCUACCAGGAUCCCCAAGGUUCAGCAAUUGUUGCAGGACUUCUUCGGUGGAAAGGAGCUCUGCAAAAGGAUUAACGCCGAUGAGGCAGUUGCCUAUGGUGCUGCUGUUCAGGCUGCAAUCCUUAGCAGUGAGGGUAAUGAGAAGGUGCAGGACUUCUUGUUGGUGGAUGUCACUCCUCUUUCCCUUGGUUUGGAGACUGCUGGAGGUGGCAUGACUGCGUUGAUUCCGAGAAACACCUGCAUUCCCACUAAGAAGGAGCUAGUUUUCUCAACCUACUCUGACAACCAGCCCGGUAUGCCGAUCCAGGUGUAUGAGGGUGAACGAAGCAGAGCCUGUGACAACAACUUGCUGGGCAAGUUCGAGUUAUCUGGCAUUCCUCCUGCUCCUAAGGGAGUUCCUCAAAUCCAUGUGUGCUUUGACAUUGAUGCCGACGGUAUUUUGGAUGUCUCUGCCGAGGAUAAAACCACUGGCAAUAAGAACAAAAUUACAAUCACCAAUACGGGCCGGCUCUGCAAGGAAAAGAUGGAGAAGUUAGUGGAGGAGGCGAAGAAGUACAAGGCUGAGGAUGAGGAGUAUAACAUGAAGGUCGAGAAAAAGAAUGAACUGGAGAAGUACGCUUACAACAUGAGGAAAACAUUUAAAGAUGAGAAGUUUUCAGCCAGGGUCCCAUCUGCUAACAGGAAGAAGAUUGAAGAUGCAAUCGAGAAGGCUAUUGAUUGGGUCGAAGGCAACCAACUUGCUGAGGCCGAUGAAUUUGAAUACGAGAUGAGCGAGCUGGAGAGAAUAUGCAAACCGUUCAUUAUGAACCAGGCUCAGGAGGCUGAUCAGCAGUAUGUGGUUCAGGUCGAUCAGAAGCAUAAGAAGAUGAUUGAGAAGAAGGUGAAGAAGGCAGAGAAGGCCAUCCCCGAGGAUAGGGAGCAUCAGAAGAAGGUGGAGGCAAGGAAAGUAUUGGAAAAUUGUGCUUACUACAUGAGGUACAGAAUCAGAGAAGUGAAGAAUGCUUUGGCAAAGGCUGAAGAUGAAAUUGAGCAGACCUUCCGCUCGCUUGAUAGGAACCAGUUCGUGGAGGCACAAGAGUUUGAGAAUAGGACGAAGGAGCUGGAGGGUAUUUGUUACCCUUUCAUGGCCAAGAUGUACCAAUGAGCUGGUAGUGAGAAGAGUUUAUAGCUAGAUUCAGCUUCUCAUUGUAUUAUGGGUGUCCUUGGGUUGGGUGUUUUAACUUUUAUUUCGUUAGAUUUGGCUUAGGUGGCGUGUUGCAGUUUUUUCAAAGGUUCAAAUUUGAUUUUA
Molecule: messenger RNA, 2574 nt
Organism: Alnus glutinosa
Lineage: Eukaryota; Viridiplantae; Streptophyta; Magnoliopsida; Fagales; Betulaceae
Product: heat shock cognate 70 kDa protein 2-like
Exons: 2
Coding region: 256-2430 (724 amino acids)
Biological process (GO): cellular response to unfolded protein; protein refolding
Cellular component (GO): cytoplasm
Molecular function (GO): heat shock protein binding; ATP binding; misfolded protein binding
Source: RefSeq, a predicted model, not a curated record